AUGCAAAGGCCAUCAAAACCCGACUACUUGACUGAAAUGCGAAAAGAAAUCGAGCGCUUCAAGGACGAGAAGCUUAACCUUGAUGAAUCCCAAGAGGAAUACAAGAACAAAGUUGGAUUAUCCGGCCACGCUCGAAAUAACCUGCCUUUCCAUCCCAAAGCGCUCGGAAAUGAGCUAAAGGACAUCAAGGAACACUUUGCGAACUUAUCCGAAAACUACAUGGAAGCUGUUGCAAAGAAAAAUUUUCUUCAAUACAUGUUGCAGGAGCCACCAUUGGAGAUUAGCGAAGGAGAGCAGGAGCAAGCGUCAGCAGAGGAAUCAGCAUUAAAGAAAGAAAUGGAGCGAUAUAUACUGUUGGUGGAGGAAUUAGAACAUCUAAUUAGCUUGCAAGCCCAGUCAGUCGAGCAAUCUAGAGCUACGGCAUUGAAGAUUGCAGACAAAGCAAUCGAUGAUUUGGACCUGAUUGACCACAUGGAGGAAGAAAUGGCACGCAUUGAGGAAAAGGUGUCAAAUCAAAGUUCAUAUACAGUCGAAGAGGCAAAAGCAUUACUGAAUCAACAAACGGACGAGAUUGCAAAGAUCAAUAGAGACUCGUACGAAAAGAAGAUCAGAAUUCCUGACAUGAGAUGGCGUGUCGAAGACUUGGAAGCAGAUAUAAAGCAAUUGGAAGCCGAUCUGGAAAAGAAGAACGCAGAAGCAGAGCAGGCUGUUAUCAACAAACGCAAUAGAGAUAGAGAGGUGGAAGAGAGCUAUUAUCAUUUCCUAGAUGCAACAGAUUUAUGCAAUCGAUUGUUUGGUGUCGAGACAAUCAAAUUUGAGUCAGACUCAUCAGUCUCUAUCCACUAUAUGAAACCAAAGAAUUCAGUUUUACAUGUGGAGAUAGACACAACUAGCAAUCAAAUACACGAUGCAAAGGUAAUUAUCCACCCCUUAGACUUGAAUGGUGAGUAUAAAGAUAUAUUAAAUUUAUAA
Mucor velutinosus is the source of this 972-nucleotide messenger RNA. It is a transcript of the gene ERG12, whose product is annotated as Mevalonate kinase. Lineage: Eukaryota; Fungi; Mucoromycota; Mucoromycetes; Mucorales; Mucoraceae. Bases 1 to 972 code for a protein of 323 amino acids. Gene Ontology annotation, biological process: protein localization to kinetochore; attachment of mitotic spindle microtubules to kinetochore. The record is from RefSeq and is a predicted model, not a curated record. The transcript has 4 exons. Gene Ontology annotation, cellular component: kinetochore.